CGCUCUUAAACCUAUACACCCCAAUUCCUGCAAAUCCUCCCUUUCCAUUAAUUUUCACAUCUUACCACUUCUGCCCUCCCCGUUUUGGUUAAACGUUUGAGAUGCUAAGAAGCAGGGUGAUGUAAUUCAGUAAGACGUUGCAGAAGACAAAAUUGGAGAAUAUAUUUUAAAAAAGCUGUUUGGCUCCGCUAAUUAGAAUUUGUAGUAGGAGCAAUAGUGGUAAAUCGAGGUUAAAAUUGUACGAAAGGGAUAAGCAAAAAAGCUUGAAUUCUUUUGGCUUCUAGGAGUUAAAGAUAUUGCAAAUAUGCAAAAUAUUCAUAGGGUUAUAUCGCGUUUUUCGACUGCAAAUGCUGUGAGAUUAGUGACAGAAAAAAGUAAACCCAGUUUUGGAAAUGAUACAAGGGGACCAAAUAAUGUAAUUGGAGCUUAUCAUUUUAUUAACACACGGGUUUUUUCAGCUAAGUCAGGUGGUGAUGGUGGAAAUGAAGGGGAAGAUGAUUGGGGGGGUGCAGUGGGGGGAUCUUUCAGUGCGAGUGGAAAUGAAGGGAAAGAUGAUUGGGGGAGUGUGGUGGGGGGAUCUUUUGGGGAGAGUGGUUCUGAUGAUUUGGGUUGGGAUUCUGCUUCAUCAUGGUCGACUGGAAUGACUAAGGAUCAUUUUGAUGGACAGUUAGUUGGUCAGCAGACAGAUUCUAGCUCUAAUGUUGGUGGUGGGUUAAAUGCUUCUGAGACUGCAUUGGUCUCGAGUUUGCAAGAGAUUGAUGAUAAGAUGAGAGAACUUGAGGCGGAGAACAAGAAGGCCAAGGCUUUUGUGGAUGGAUGGGGUGAGAAGAUGCGUGAGAUGAGUGUGCUGUUGAAACAAGUAAGGGAGCCUGGUGCUAGAGGAUCUUAUCUGAAGGACUCGGAGAAGGCUGAGAUGUACCGCUUGCAUAAGGAGAAUCCUGAAGUCUACACUGUUGAGAGGCUUGCUAAGGACUAUAGGAUUAUGAGGCAGCGGGUGCAUGCUAUUCUUUGGCUGAAAGAACUUGAGGAGGAAGAGGAGAAAAAACUUGGUCAUCCCUUGGACGACUCUGUUGAGCUCUUGCUUGAUACUUGCCCGGAAUUUUUUAAAUCUCAUGACCAAGAAUUUCAUGUAGCAUCCCUUCCUUACAAGCCUGAUUUCAAGGUGAUGCCAGAGGGUUGGGAUGGUACCAUCAAAGACCUGGAUGAAGUCCACUAUGAGAUAUCCAUGAAAGAGGAUGAAAUGCUGUAUCAAGAAUUUGUCCAGAAGAUGAACUUCAACAAAAUGAAGAUGGCAGGGCAGGUAAAAUGCCACAAGUACAGUAGGAGACGAUCUUCUGAGGGUUGGAACUUUACAGUGGAAAAAAUGGGAUCACGAGGGAAGCGUGGAGGUGGUGGUGGGUGGAAGUUUGUAAGCUUGCCAGAUGGAUCCAGCCGACCACUGAAUGAGACAGAGAAAAUGUAUGUUAGACGAGAGACUCCCCGCCGCAGACGCAAGAUUCUUCCUUGAUCAAAUUUGCACCUGAUAGAUAGAUGUUAAGAGAUCCACUUUUCUUGGUCAUGAAAAAUAAAAUAGAAGAUAUUAGAAUGACAUUGUUUUCUUGUAGUUUUCGUGCAUGGGGUGUGAGGAACUGAUGGUGUUCACGUCAUCUUUGCCAUUACCAAUUUUCCAUUUACUCCAUAAUUGAUUGGCAUUUCUUCUUAUGAUCAUGUUAGUAGUUGAGCAACUAAGGGUUGAACUCUGAUCGGCAGUACGGAGCUUAGGACAAGAAUGUGUCAGAAAAGUUAACUGCUGCUGCUGCUUCUGCUCCUACUUUAAGGUUUUCUGGUUCAGGCAAAUACUUGCACAGCGGACUGCUGGAACGUCUUCAAAAACUUGCAUAGCUUGAGGCUUAUUUGAGAUCCUGUGCUUGAAAAAGUUUGCUGCUGACAGCAUUUAGGCAGGUUUGUUUAUCUAUGUUAUUCAGGCUGUUCAAGAUGUCUUAGUCAAAAAGCAAUUUUGUUAUCCAUUCUCAUAGGCUCAUAUCUAGAAACCUUCUCUAGCUAUCUGUUUUGGUUUGCCCGCCUGGCUGCCAGAUCCCAGUAUUUUAGAUCUUAUUAGUAUUCAGAUUGAGAUUACUGAUACUUUUGAGGGAUAAUUAUUAUUUACCCCCUGAAUUUUGGCAUAUUGUACUAGUUGCUCCCCGACACUUUAAGAAUACAUGGACACCUCCUUCAUUUUGUACUAAAUUAUACUAACAACUCCUUUUGUUAGAAUUUUAAGUGAGUCAACCGUCAAUUUUGAGCAGAAUGAUGAAAUUACCCUUAUUGA
Messenger RNA from Ricinus communis (castor bean), 2308 nucleotides. RefSeq names its product protein GAMETE CELL DEFECTIVE 1, mitochondrial. Bases 305 to 1507 code for a protein of 400 amino acids. The transcript is spliced from 4 exons. NCBI's taxonomy places the organism in Eukaryota, Viridiplantae, Streptophyta, Magnoliopsida, Malpighiales, Euphorbiaceae. The record is from RefSeq and is a predicted model, not a curated record.